Exophiala oligosperma is the source of this 2584-nucleotide messenger RNA. RefSeq lists its product as hypothetical. The record is from RefSeq and is a predicted model, not a curated record. NCBI's taxonomy places the organism in Eukaryota, Fungi, Ascomycota, Eurotiomycetes, Chaetothyriales, Herpotrichiellaceae. The coding region runs from base 1 to 1734 and encodes 577 amino acids. Gene Ontology annotation, molecular function: oxidoreductase activity; copper ion binding. The transcript has 8 exons.
AUGCCUGCGAUGACAACGGAAGCUAUGUCCAUGAGCAUGCGGAAAAGGUCAGAUAACACUGCAAGCCCGUCAACGGGCACUGCCAUGUCUGAUAUGAGUGCCAUUUCUUCGACAAUGACUUCUAUGGCGAUAAUGGGAUCAUCUACGGCGUCGGUGGGCACAGAGGACCGAACCAUGAGUACCAUGGCAGACAUGCCGCAAAUGGCUUUGGGCCCACGCGGUUGCAGCCCACCCAUGAUGUUUAGGCCAGGCUUCAAUGCGAGUUCACUUCCACUCGAAACUUGCACGAAUACUACAUCGGAUUUCUUCACCUUCACCGCGGACGCAUCUCGUGGCUGGACCGCUCUACAUCUCGUCAAUGCUGGAGCUGUCAGCAGACUCAGCGUCUCGUUGGACGGUCAUUCCAUGUUCGUGUAUGAAGCGGAUGGACUCUAUGUGACUCCUCAAGAAGUUCAGGUUCUGCACAUCUCUAUUGGCCAGCGGUAUUCCGUCAUGAUACGGCUUGAUCAAAAUCCCGGAGACUAUUCUUUUAGAUUUGCAGCUUAUCCCUAUGGUGACAUGCAGCAAGUCAUCGAAGGGCAAGCGAUACUUGACCUGGUCUCGCCGUGGAUGCUCGUCAACGGAUCCGCCACAUCAGGGACUGUCGAGCUUGACGACCAGACACUUGCUCCAUUCACGGGCAACACCGCGCCAUCAGGGGCGGCCACCGUUACUCGACAUUUCGCAAUCAACCAAACAGGCAUCGUGACUUGGGUGGCUAACAGGGAACCAUUCGCAGAGCCUGCUCGGCCUAUUAUCUAUGGGAGCGUCUCUGACGGCUGGAAUGCAGCCACUACACUUUUUACCCCUGCCAACGCUACCGUUGAUAUUAUUAUGAAGGUCGCGAAUGAUUCGAUGGACACGAUGGGCCAUCCGAUGCACCUACACGGCCACAAAUUCUGGUUCCUCGGGGCCGGCGAAGGCGACUUUCCGUUCGAAUCUGUUACUGAUGCACCCUCGUCGAUGAUCAAUCUCCAGAAUCCGCCAUAUCGCGAUACCAUCGAUUUGCCGCCUUCGGGCUGGGCAGUUAUCAGGUACAUCACCGACAAUCCGGGGGCAUGGUUGUUUCAUUGCCAUGUGCAAUGGCAUCUUGUGAGCGGCAUGGCUGUGGUGCUUGUUGAGAACGAGGAACGAAUGAUGGAUAUGGUAGGAUCUAUCCAGAAUGCGUUCAACAAUCCAGCAACGAAGAAUUCGCAGGCGGAAGGGACUUCUGCAGCCAGCACCCUAUCUGGUAAUUGUCCUCGCCAAUAUCUUAGCUUUCUAUUCUCGCUGCUGUUGCUCUUCGUUCUAUUACAAAUCGCUAGAGUGUUUUGGAUCUUCUACAUCUCCAACCUCCUCUUCCUGUAUCCGCCCUCCUUGACCGAAAACUUUCCUCCUCAAGCAGGACCUGAUCAUCCAAAGAGACCUGUCUCAAUGUCAUUGCCUGAUCCUACCAAACCACGCCACCACUAUCGAGAACUGAGCAGUUCUUCACUGAGGACGCCAUCGCAGCUUGAUGAUCCUAAAGACGAUCAUAUCACUUACGAGGACCUGGGUAAUUGUGAUGGAACCCAUCCAUUCAAGCCAACGCUCGUAGCGAUUAAAGGGAUCGUGUUCGAUGUUUCUCGAAACCCAGCCUACGGACCCAAUGGACCUUACCACGGUAUGCAACUGACUUCCUCUACAGUCCUGGCGAGAGAAAAGGCCACCUUCUAGACAAUAUCUCUCAUGGCGGCCUCCCAAGCGUCCCUUCCAACAUUGCGCUGCGCAGUGGUGGAGAACACAUCCAGCGUCUUUCUGUCAGAGAAUUGAUGUAGUUUGCUUUCUAGUCUACGCGGGCAAGGAUCCUUCCCGUGCCCUGGCAACAUCCAGCCUCAGCCCUGAAGACUGUGUUCCCGAAUGGCAUGACCUCGAAGACCAAUACAAGACUGUCCUUAACGAGUGGUAUACUUUCUUCACCAACCGAUACAAGGUUGUGGGCAAGGUACGUCAUUUUGGUGUUGACGGGAGAGAAUCGCAAGGCAAUCUUCUGCUCUUUUGAAUUCUACAGAGCGAUCCCGUCUUAUGUGGUGGAAUAAUGAUCAGUGGUAAUGGUGCACGUGAGGAGGGAUACCAAAGUGCCCAAGCACUUUGCGUUUGCUUGUCUUUGAGUUGAGGUGGAAAAGAUGGAUUGAGGAAACCCCCCUUCGAAUCACGAGCUUUGACUAACAACCCAUGCCUUUCCAGGUUGUUGGCGCCCACAAUUCGUGAUUCGGUGUAUUGGCCCAAUUUGUCGCACCAGAGCUUGAUCAUAACUGGCUUUCAGGAAGCUUUCGUUGACUUGCAAGGUCGAACGAUAAGGGGACAAUUUCGGGAAAUGAGAGAAGUUCUAGGAUAGAGUUCAGCGGUACCGACGCAGUCCACUUUGAGGAGCAUGCAGUCUCGAUUCGUAAUCUAGCUGGAGAUCUCUCGGAUAGCUGUAGCAAGGCACCUUAAACAACACUUUGUGGAAUAUCAGACAUGGCGCAUUGCAACCUGGGCUUCAACUUCGAUCGAAGAUUGGGGACGAGGCAUUGCAGACUCAGAG